AUCAGGAAACCGGAUAAACUACAUUACAUUUACAUUUACGUCAUUUGGCCGAUGUUCUUAUCCAGAGCGACUUACAUUUCUAUAUUUUAUACAUCUGAGCAUCUGAGGGUUAAGGGUCUUGCUCAAGGGUCCAACAGUGGUAGCUUUGCAGUGCAGGGGCUUGAACUCCUGACCUUCUGAUCAGUAACCCAGAACCUUCAACCACCGAGCCAACACUGCCACUGCCCUAUUAGUAGAAGGAACAAGAUUAUAAGGAAAUGUAACCACACAGUCAGUAUCACAAUAGUUAACAUUGUAUCACAAAUUUGCUUAAAUUUAAAUAGUAACCUAAAACUAAUGCAGAAUGUUGAAUAUAAAAAAUUCCAGACAUUGAAUAUUUCCUUUCAUUGUUUUAAAUAAAUAAAUAAAUAAAUAAUAAAAAAAAACUGUUCACUUCUGAUGGAAAAAAAUCCCAGAUUUCCCGUGUGGUCUUAGACAUUUGGACUGGACUGCAUGUACGUGAAAACAUUUUCACACUCUGAAUGAUGUUGGCCUUUAUAACAGUAUUAGCAAAGACAGAUCAGGACCUGAGAGUGAGAUAUUGUAAAGAACAGAGUCUUACAGAACAGGCAUUGAGCAGGACCCGAUCAGGGCUAAACUCAGGAAGGGGAAGGAGCAGGACCCAAAGCUAAGACAGAACAAAAAGCAGUGCUUAAUAUUGAGACAAAGGCAAUGAUCAGUACCUAAAACCAAGUAAGGAGCAGGGUCAAAGACUAAGGCAGGACAAGGAGAAGGGCCUGGUGAGCAACAGUGCAUGCAGCAAUGGUCUAUCAGGCCAUAUUCUACAUUUGCACAGUACAUCAGCAUGAAGACUGCUUAGUAAAUGUGAGUCCCACAAUUAUUCCUGUGUUGGGUUGAAUGCUUGUGGCCAUUGUGCUGUUCAGAGAGUUAAACAAGUUUCCUUAUAAUGAAUACAGAAUAUUCUGUUUUAUAUGUAUUUUAUAUGAUACCAUCUCUGUUUUACUAUAUCUAGGUCUAAGUUCUCCUGACACACCAGAAACAUAUUAUUAUUAUCCCCCAGUAAAAGAAAUGGGCACAGCUACUGGGAACAAUCCCUCGCAGACCAUAGAGGAUACAACAAAGCAAACGUGCAAAAUCAAGAAAAAUAAGAAGGAAAAGAAAGAAAAACAUCUGCAUAUGAAAGUUAAUUAUGAAAAGAAAGAAAAGAAUCUGGAAGCAAGAGAGAUUGCUGUAGAAAAGAGAGAAACCCAUCAGGAUAGAAGAGAAAUUCAUCUGGAAGAGAGAGAAAAGCAUCUGAAUGAAAAAGAAACGAAUUUAGCAGAAAAAGAAAAGCAUCUACAACAAAAAGAAAUUACUUUGCAAGAGAAAGAAAAGCAUCUGGAUGGAAAAGAAGUUCAAUUUGAAGAAAAAGAAAAGCAUCUGAAUGGAAAAGAAAAGAAUUUAGCAGAAAAAGAAAAGCAUCUACAGCAAAGAGAGAUUAAUUUGCAAGAGAAAGAAAAGCAUCUGGAUGGAAAAGAAGUUCAAUUUGAAGAGAAAGAAAAACAACUGUUUGUAAGAGAGAAUAAUUUGGUGAAAACAUCAAAAUAUCUAGAUGGAAGAGAGACUCGCUUGCAAGAGAGAACAAAACAUCUGGAAGAAAAAGACAUUUCUUUAGAAGAAAGCUUAAAGCAUCUGUUGGGGAGAGAGAAUAGUUUGCAAGAGAGAACAAAACAUCUGGAAGAAAAAGAAGUUUCUUUAGAUGAACGUUUAAAGCAUCUGUUGGGGAGAGAGAAUAGUUUGCAAGAGAGAGGAAAGUGUCUGGAUGGAAGAGAGGUUCAACUGGAAAAGAGGGAAAUGCGUAUAGAUAGAAGAGAGAGUCGUGUGGAUGAGAGAGAACAGCGCCUGGAGGGAAAGGAGAUUCGUUUGGAAGAGAAAGAAAAAAAUCUUGCACAACAUGACCUGAGACAUCUUAAUUCUGCAGAUAGAGAAAAUGAAAAACAGGAAAGAAGUUCAUUCAUGAAAAGUUCCAAGAAGCAAAAGAGAGAACAUCCUGAUGAAGAAGAGAAAGAGCACUCUGUUGAUGAGUAACCCAUUCAGUGCAGAAACAGACAGUAGACCUGUGCAUGAACACCGGCUGGAAGAAGAAACCUUCAGGUGGAAGAAGAGGAAGAAAUUAGUACCUUACCUGAAUAUAUACUGGAUCUGUACGAGACUUGAAUAGAGAUCAGAACAUUAUUCUGAUAAUAAUAUUUUUAACAGAGGCCACGUUAAAAUAAAGAGGACACAAACUCAACAGUCGAGCAUGAACAACCACUUAUCAAAACUACUUAAUAUUAUGUGUGUCCUGUGAACCGAGCAGCCAGCCAAAUUCCCAUUCCUGAGUCAGGCAACAAAACUGUAAAAAACAAACAAACAAAAAACUUGCUGAUACGAUAUACGCCUGUGACGUUUAUGUGGAAAAAAAAACUAAAGUAAAAAUUAGGUGUUUUUGUUUUUUUUUUUUUUAUUUUUAAAAAAAUACUUUUUAAAAAAUAUUUUUUUAAAUUUAAAUUUAAUUUUAAUGAAAUUUAACUUUAAUUAAUUAAAAAAAAAUUUUAAUACUUACAUACAUACUGUACAUACAGUACUGUGCAAAAGUUUUAGGCAUAUGCAAAGAAAUGCUGAUGCCUUCAAAAUACUGAAAUACAGUAAAGAGCAGUAAACAGUAGUAAAUGAAACAAAGUCAAUAUUUAGUGUGACAAAAAAUAAAAAUAAAAAUAGUAGUCUCAGGUAGAGUUAGUGCAGUUUUAUAAGGAAAUGAGCUGUAAGCUUUAUUGAGCAUCUUGCAGAAUGCCGCUUUCUUUACUGAUGAACAUUUUUCUGUAACAUUUAAUUCUGUGCUGGAAAACUAAAGUUUGGGAAUCUAAAAUGUGUUUGUACUGACUCGAUAUGUCGAAGUCAUCAAAUAAAAAUCUGUAACAA
This is a messenger RNA of Ictalurus furcatus (blue catfish), 2940 nucleotides long. Its product is annotated as pentraxin fusion protein. Bases 898 to 2067 code for a protein of 389 amino acids. The record is from RefSeq and is a predicted model, not a curated record. Lineage: Eukaryota; Metazoa; Chordata; Actinopteri; Siluriformes; Ictaluridae. The transcript has 3 exons.